This is a messenger RNA of Microplitis demolitor, 1822 nucleotides long. Its product is annotated as synaptotagmin-7. The coding region runs from base 317 to 1594 and encodes 425 amino acids. Lineage: Eukaryota; Metazoa; Arthropoda; Insecta; Hymenoptera; Braconidae. Gene Ontology annotation, molecular function: clathrin binding; SNARE binding; calcium ion binding. The transcript has 10 exons. The record is from RefSeq and is a predicted model, not a curated record. Gene Ontology annotation, biological process: cellular response to calcium ion; regulation of dopamine secretion; vesicle fusion. Gene Ontology annotation, cellular component: synapse; membrane; axon.
CAGGGUCGUACGCGAUUCUCUCUUGUUUCGUCUUAUACAAGAUUAUAAUAAUCAAAUAUAAACUAUAAAUUAUUUUCAUUUUCAGUGAUUGUUCAAUUUUCUAUUCCAAAAUAACAAUAAUUGUAUUGUGCAUUUUACAGUGAAACAAUGUUUAACUCUCUAACAGUUGAAGGAUAACGUUUUAAGUUGUUGUUUUAGUCCUUCGAUGAGUGUCAAUGUACUCGAUGAAUGCAGAGAUGGAAGAACGCAGUAACAAACAAGAAGGCCAGUCAAUCAUAUCACAAAGAAAACUAAAAAAUCAGAAUUAGAGGUUGUUAUGGAGCGUCGUGAUAUAAUAUUGACUGCAGUUUUUGGAACUUUUGGUGCUAUCAGCAUAUUCGUUGGUCUUUGCUUAGCAGCCUGGCGAUAUCUUCGAGAUAAGAGAUUUAAAGAUCUUAACAGUGACUGUGACAAUGGAAUAGAUAGUGAAAAUAUUGUAAGCGUUGAGGAAUCACAACAGUAUUAUAAAAAAAAUGGACUCCUCAGCUUCAAAACACCACUUAUUACGAGCAAAACUGUUGGAGGAACGAGUAGUCCUGGAAGUAAAUCACCAGUUGCUGGAAGCUGCAGCCCAGGGGGAGGAACAACAAUGAGUAGUGGAAUAAAUAACGCAAAAUCACCAACUGUAGCACAACCUGCUAAGCAGACACACAAUGUUAAAGACAAUUCUCCAAAAGCCUUUUUGCAGAGCCGAUCUGAUUCAUUAGUGGAUAUGUACAUUGACAAUACAGAACCUAGCGAAAAUGUUGGGCAAAUUCAUUUCAGUCUGGAAUAUGAUUAUCAAAAUACCACUCUUAUUUUACGUAUCAUACAGGGCAAAGAUCUGCCUGCAAAAGAUUUAUCUGGUACAUCUGAUCCUUAUGUGAGGGUUACUCUGCUACCUGACAAAAAGCACAGACUCGAGACAAAGAUAAAACGCCGAACUUUAAAUCCUCGAUGGAAUGAAACUCUUUACUUCGAAGGUUUCCCAAUCCAAAAAUUGCAAAGCCGUGUGCUUCAUCUUCAUGUUUUCGACUAUGAUAGAUUUUCAAGGGACGAUUCCAUCGGUGAAAUGUUUUUACCUCUCUGCCAGGUAGAUUUUUCAGACAAACCAUCAUUCUGGAAAGCUUUAAAACCUCCUGCCAAAGACAAAUGUGGGGAACUUCUUUGUUCUCUUUGCUAUCAUCCUAGUAACUCUGUAUUAACACUGACUUUACUCAAGGCGAGAAAUCUGAAAGCAAAAGAUAUAAACGGCAAAUCAGAUCCGUAUGUAAAAGUAUGGCUACAAUUCGGAGAUAAAAGAAUCGAAAAGCGAAAAACACCUAUUUUUAAAUGUACUCUUAAUCCCGUUUUCAACGAAGCAUUUUCGUUCAACGUACCUUGGGAAAAAAUUAGAGAAUGCUCGUUAGAUGUGAUGGUAAUGGAUUUUGAUAAUAUUGGCCGAAACGAACUCAUCGGGCGCAUACAACUUGCAGGUAAAAAUGGAAGCGGUGCAAGUGAAACAAAACAUUGGCAAGACAUGAUUACAAAACCUCGGCAAACAAUAGUUCAAUGGCAUCGGCUCAAACCCGAGUGAUGUUUUUAGAUGCGCGGCCCAUGCUCUUGGAGAUUUCCACAGCACGAUAUUGCAUGAUUUUUCUGCUGCUAUAACUAAGUUGUAAUAUUAGGAUAUGUUGUUGUAUAAUAAUGUGUGAUUCUCAAGUUCUUUUGCAUUCCGUAAAAGUUAAACAUUUAGUUCUGAAGUUGUAAAUAGGUUCACCUAUUAGAAAAAGCAUAGCCAUAUAAAGAACAUAAAACAAAUUAA